ACUCUUGCAUGUGUUUAUAGUGAUUUCCACGUCGCCCAUGAAAAAGAAACGAAAACACAUUCUGCAAAAUAUUUUAUUAAAAACAAAAAUAAGCACGAAUAAACCAUACGGAGAUCGAAGGCUUACAAUAGAAAUUAUUAUUUAAUACUAUAAAUAUGGGUGGAUUGCUGAGUUAUUUCUCUGCACUGUUUGGUAGUAAAGAGCGACGUAUCCUUAUUCUUGGUUUAGAUGGUGCUGGUAAAACAACUAUUUUAUACAGGCUUCAGGUGGGUGAGGUGGUGACAACUAUACCAACUAUUGGAUUCAAUGUGGAGACUGUAACAUAUAAGAAUUUAAAAUUUCAAGUCUGGGAUCUAGGGGGACAGACAAGUAUAAGACCCUACUGGAGAUGUUAUUAUUCCAACACAGAUGCUAUUAUUUAUGUGGUAGACAGCAUGGAUAGAGAUAGAAUUGGAAUCAGCAAACAAGAACUAGUUUCUAUGUUGGAAGAGGAUGAGCUGAAAAAGUCUGUUCUUGUUGUGUUUGCCAAUAAACAAGAUAUAGAGGGCGCCAUGACAGUCACUGAAGUUGCCAACUCUUUAGGUCUGCCUGCACUUAAAAAUAGAAAAUACCAAAUAUUUAAAACUUCAGCCAUCAAAGGAGAAGGUUUAGAUGAAGCUAUGGAAUGGCUGACCAACACAUUAGUGCAAGCCAAGUGAGUGCUAGGGAUUUGUAUACAUCAUUGGAUUCUAAAACAGAAUUACUGAGCUACAGAAUGUAGAAACAUUUAGGUAGACUGUACCACUUGACUGACGGAUUGUGUCCCAUGAUGGAGAUCACUUAUGAAAGACAGUAGAUAAUUUUAUACUUUCAUCCUUUUUUUUUCUAUUUUACUAGUUAAUUGAGAAAUAAAGUAGAACUGAUAGGCUAAUUAAUUGUCCUUAUAAACACAUAUUGUACACACUUUUCUUGUAGUCUAUACUCAUUAUGCCCAAUGGUUACACCCUAGAUGGACUGAAAUGAAAAGAUAGCACUUAUAUUUUCUUUUUUUCAAUGUUCUAUUCCCUCUGGGCAUUUUGAAAUGAUCCUCUCUUCUGCCAUAAACUAUUUACACACUUAGCUAUACCGACACCUCAUUAUUGGCAAUUCAUUUAUUGGCGAGAGAAAUUGAUAACCUCCAUGAGAUUUGGCUUGUAUAAUGAGUACAGUCCCAUAGGAAAAGUAAAUAGAUUAACAUUAGUCUUUGACAGUAUCAUUCUGCAGUGCAUUGGCCCAUCUUGUGGCUUGAUGAUGUAAAUAAUAGUUUUUUUUUUAUAAAUGUUGUACCAAGUUUCUUUUGAUAUAGAAUGUAUGUGUUAAGAGUAAAUGUUCCUUAAUCAUUCACAACACACAACUGUGUGUAUUGGAACAAAUCUUUGGGUUGUAAAAGAGACAGAAUGUCUGUUUUAUAUUAUGUACAUUGGGGUUAUCUGCAAAUGUUGGUGUUUUGUUUUUUUUGUUUUUUUUUAGAUAUGUGUGAAUAUAAUUAGAUUAUUAAUUAAUUAUUAAUUUUUCUUUAAAUGCUUGCCAUAUUUAUAUUUAUCAGUGCUGAAAAAUUUAUUAACCGUUAAAUUAUUGCUUUUUUUUUUAAGAUUAAGUUAUUUACAAGCUAUUCAGUUCAAUCAACACAUAGUACAAGUAAAUUCCAUUAAACUUUUUUUUGAAUUGAUUCUUGGCACAAAAUUAUGCCAGGAAAUCACCAAAAGUUUAAAAUGUGUCUGUUCAUUAUUUCAAGGAAAACAGUUUAAAACAUUAUAUUUAUUUUAUCUUAUGUGCACAACUGCAUUUGAAUCUAUUUGUCCUUGUUUGCGCGUUGUUCUAGAUCUAUGUUAUCACUUGAAAUGGGAUCAAUUGGAUGGCUUUAUAAAGGUAUUUAUAUUCUUCUGAGAUAAAUAAAUGUUCCCAUUCUCAAAUUUUAGUUUGAAAUUUUAAAUCUUGUGUGUCCAUAGUGUCAUUUCACUAUCUCGUUGACUGGAGAAUUACUUUUUGCAGUGGUGCAGGUUAUUGUUGCUGAAAUUAAUUUUCUUACAAAAUCACUGACCUAGAAAGACAUCUUUGUUUGCAUAUUGUUUCUCCAUUAGCCGAUUUAUUUUAAUAAAUUAACAAUAUCAGUCUAUAAUGAUACUGAUGUUGUUCUCUUUGCUAUUUUCUUAGCAAAAGAAUGGUAAGGCUGAAAAUGUGCAGUAACGACCAGAAACAUUGGCUUUUUAUUCUCUUAUCAAACAAUUGAAUUUGUUGUGUAAUUUAGAAGUGUGUUAUUAACCUGUUCUAUUUCCACAAGAAGGUUUUUUUCAGUACAGACCAACUCUCUUCUCACCAUAUUAUGUACCAUGUGAUAUAUAUAUAUAUAUAUAUAUAUAUAUAUAUAUAUAUAUAUAUAUAUAUAUAUAUAUAUAUAUAUAUAUAUAUAUAUAUAUAUAGUUAACUAAGGAACUUUAUGGUAUACAAUAGUAUUUAAUUGUAUUUUAAGUAGCUAUUAUUUAUUGUUAGAAUUAGGUGAUAUGACAUAAAUGGAAUAAUAAUUCUAUUGUUGAUCCACAUAGAUAUUUAAAUGUGUCUAUCCUUAAGAUAUUGUUCUGACACAAUAUAUAUAUAUGGUUUGGAUGACUUAUGUCACAUGCAUAUUUAUUUAUUAGAUACUUGAAAGCAAACUUUGGCUUCAUUACCAAUAAAAAGCCCUGUUAUUUGUGAUUUAAGCCAUAUUUCCCUUUAGUCCUUCAAUUUCAGUGCUGCUCUUUGUUUAUUGUCAUUAAACUCACUGGUUCAUAGUAGUCUGCCCUUGUGAAAAACAUGGAAUAAGCCAGUACACAUUUCUAAGGGCAGAUUUGUUAACAUUUUUGUCCAGAUAUCAGAUUCUGAUAAGUAUGUUUUCUCUUGAAAUUUAUGAGACUCACUCAUCAUUUAUUUUAUUGUCUUGACAAUGUUUUCAGGCAACAUUUGUAAAUAUCACUUCUGCAUUUUUUUUUCUCAUAUUAAUUUUGAUUAUUGAAAUAACGAAAUUUGGCAAUACAUUAUAGUGGAGAAAAUAUU
Messenger RNA from Biomphalaria glabrata, 3048 nucleotides. RefSeq names its product ADP-ribosylation factor-like protein 1. NCBI's taxonomy places the organism in Eukaryota, Metazoa, Mollusca, Gastropoda, Planorbidae. The record is from RefSeq and is a predicted model, not a curated record. Bases 156 to 698 code for a protein of 180 amino acids. The transcript has 6 exons. Gene Ontology annotation, molecular function: GTP binding; GTPase activity. Gene Ontology annotation, biological process: intracellular protein transport; vesicle-mediated transport. Gene Ontology annotation, cellular component: Golgi apparatus; cytoplasm.